Molecule: messenger RNA, 717 nt
Organism: Toxorhynchites rutilus septentrionalis
Lineage: Eukaryota; Metazoa; Arthropoda; Insecta; Diptera; Culicidae
Exons: 2
Coding region: 1-717 (238 amino acids)
Cellular component (GO): nucleus
Molecular function (GO): DNA binding
Source: RefSeq, a predicted model, not a curated record
AUGAUAAAUUACGACGAAACCAACUUUAGCGAUGAUCCGGGAUCGACAAAAGUCGUAGUGCAAAGAGGACAAAAACACGUCGACAGGGUUAUGGACCAUUCCAAAUGUUCAUUUUCUGUGAUGUUUGCGGGAGCAGGCAAUGGAAAAGUGCUGCCACCAUACGUUGUUUAUGCAGCUCUCCACCUGUAUCCAACGUGGACCGAGGGAGGACCAAAAGGCUGGUUCGACUCUGUUGUGUUCGAGGACUGGUUCUUCACGGUAGCACUACCAUACUUCAAGGGACUUCACAACGACAAAAAACGUAUCAUCAUCGGCGACAAUGUUGCUUCACACCUGAGCUUCCGGGUUCUACAAAGCUGCAUUGCCAACAACAUCAGCUUCGUUCUGCUGCCGCCUAACUCUACACACCUAUGCCAGCCCCUUGAUGUAGUCUAUUCUGGACCGUUGAAAAAGGCAUGGAGAGAUACAUUGAGCGACUGGAAGAAAAAGAACAAAGAGUGUGUUCCUAAACACAUCUUUCCUCGACUUUUGAAGAAGGCUUUGGAGAAAAUUCAGGCAAACAGCGCAAAUAAUAUGAAAGCUGGGUUUAAAGCAUCUGGAAUUCAUCCAUUGAACAAAAAUGCAGUCCUCAAGAUUCUUCCUAGCAGCGGAGAUGAGUCUAAUACUGGAGAAACUGCAGCUAACUCAUCCUUCUCAGAACAGCUAGGAUUAUGCUGA